Hyla sarda is the source of this 2559-nucleotide messenger RNA. RefSeq names its product myocardin-like. Lineage: Eukaryota; Metazoa; Chordata; Amphibia; Anura; Hylidae. The record is from RefSeq and is a predicted model, not a curated record. Bases 1 to 2559 code for a protein of 852 amino acids. Gene Ontology annotation, biological process: cardiac muscle cell differentiation; smooth muscle cell differentiation. The transcript is spliced from 15 exons.
AUGACCUUGCUGGCAUCAGAGCGCUCGCUGCUGAUCAGAAGCAAAUUCCGCUCAGUGACAUCACCGCUGUUUUUUGCUAGCAGCGGGAACCAGCUAGCAACAGCAGCGGUAACGUCACUAAGCUCCAAGUCGGCCCUGGAACAGAAGAUACAGCGGAAGAUUGCAGGAGAACCACAGCAUGGAACUGGACCAGUUCUUCAAUUGCGAAUGCAACAUCGUCGCUCACAAGAACAAAUGUCCGAACGGAACCUGAUGCCAUCGGUCAAUAAAACACAUACAAAUUUCCCAGAGCAAAAUGCAACUUUGGGACAAAGUAAACCUGAGGAUUUCAUGAAGUGUAAGACUCAGAACAAACUCCACAAAGUGACUGCUGUGAAGAUGCCUUUUUCUGAAGAUAGUGCAAAUGAAUCUGAUGAGCUUAAAGAGAAAAAAGCCCGCUUGGCUGAAGAUUUGAAUGAAAAAAUUUUACAUCGUCCUGGACCUUUAGAACUUGUAAAGAAAAAUAUCCUCCCUCUGGCAAAUGGGAUAAAAAAUGGAAUCCAGAUCUCUUCAUCUUCUGACACUUUUUCCUUUGAUGAUGACAUCACCAGCUCUUCUUCCUCAUCUACUUCCUUUUCACCUCGCUUUGCUCCUUCUCCUGGUCUUUCAGUUAACAUGUCCCCAACACCCACAAACAAUGCAUUUCAGUUGGAUCUUCCUCAAAUAAUUGAGGUGAACCAGCCAAUUGCAGGAAAUGUUGUAGAAGCUGACCCAUUGGCAACCAAUAGGCCAGCCAUCCAUCAUUCAGCACAGACUUCAUCUGGAAUUCCUAAGGUUCCGGCUAAGUCGUCUGACAUGGGAAAGAGCCAAAGGCAAAAAAAGCCCAAAGAUUCUAAACCCAAGGUAAAGAAACUUAAGUACCAUCAAUACAUUCCACCAGACCAGAAGGCAGACAGGUCUCCAGUUGCAAUGGAUGCAGCGUAUUCUCGUUUGCUACAACAGCAACAGAUUUUCCUCCAGCUGCAGAUACUCAACCAACAACAAAACCAAACGUUUUGUGUUCAAGCCGUUCACCCUCUGACAACAAGUAUUUCUGCAGAUCAGGUGAUAAGCUUUACAGGAACCACACAACCUGGGGCACCAACCAUAAAUCUCUCAUCUGCUUCUGGCACAGCCAUGACGCCAAUGCCCAAUUCACAGACAAACUCUCCUCUGAAACCAGAGAUGUUGCCAUCAAAUUUGGAUGAUCUCACAGUUUCAGAAUUACGCCAACAUCUACGCAAAAGAGGUCUACCAGUGUCAGGAACAAAGCCAGCUUUACUAGAACGCCUUAGGCCAUACCAAAUCCCUCGUACAAAGACCAUUCCAGCCCCUAUUCAAAGUGCCGGCUUUUUAACUCCAGUCAUUGAUCUGCCUUCACUACAAAAUCAGUCAACAUGUGAGACUACUCCCACUGCACUUUGCACAUUUCGGAAUUCCCCAUCACCAACUUAUGCUGAGGGUCUUCAUGACACAUCUGAAACAGUUUGUAAUGUUAAAGAGAGUUCGGAUACACAGACACCAAUUCAAGACAAAGACAUGACAUUUCAGGGGAUUGAUGAUGACCAAGUUCUUAUUGAAAAGCAGAAAGUUAUUGAAAACCUGACAUGGAAAUUACUCCAAGAACAAAAACAAGCAGAAGACCUUAGAGUAGAAUUAGAAAUGCACAAACGAUUAAAAAACAGAAGAAAGAAUGACAAGUUGAAUAGCAGAAUAUCUAUUAAAACAGAAAUAGACGAAUCUGUGACAGUUUCUUGUGCUAAAGCACAAACCGAAGAUGCACAAUAUCUAUAUAGUCUGAAUAGUGACCGGCCUGAAUUAGCACCACCUGUGCAGGAGCAACUUAUGAGCCCAAAAGUUAAUGAAAACUUUAUGUCUAUGUGCCCUACCACAUGUGAAGUAAUUGGCCAGGACUUUGAGCUUCCCAUGCAGAUCACUGCAAGUCCAGAAAGUCCUGUACAGAAGCCUCGGUCCUUUGAGGAGGAACUUCAGGAGGCCAUACAGAAAGCACAGAUGGCUAUUUCUCAGUCAAUUGAUGACAUCUUAGAAGAUGAGCCACUAUUACGUACAGAUGAAUUAAUGCAUGUUGAUACAGUCUCAAUGGAAGAUAUACAUUCUGACAAUUAUCAUCAAAAUACAUCACCUGCAACCCAAAAUGGUAACUUCGUGAAACAGUGUUACAUUGAUGCUCAGCCACCCUCAAUUAUGCCCAAUUCUGGCAUCCUAGAAUUUCCUGUGUCUGGGAAUUACGAUUUCCUUUCUGGUCAAGAUAGUCUUUCAACUGUCUUUUCUCAAGAUCAUCUCGAAAUGCCAUCUUCACCAGAUCACCUAGAAAACAAUAUGUCUCCGGCAUCAUCUUCGUCGUCUUCAUCUAGUGCUGCUUUUGAUCCAGCAGACUGGCUAGAAGCACUAACAUCAGGAUCUACUUCCAAUUUUGGUCCUAAUAGUCCUGUUGGUUCUAGUAUUUUCUCUACUGACAUUUUUGACUCACCAGACUUAAGUAUCAACAGAAUGAUUGAUUUAAUGGUGGAGCAGUGGUAA